Messenger RNA from Fusarium fujikuroi IMI 58289, 834 nucleotides. Its product is annotated as probable ornithine decarboxylase antizyme. Gene Ontology annotation, cellular component: cytoplasm; nucleus. Gene Ontology annotation, molecular function: ornithine decarboxylase inhibitor activity. The coding region runs from base 1 to 834 and encodes 277 amino acids. The record is from RefSeq and is a predicted model, not a curated record. Lineage: Eukaryota; Fungi; Ascomycota; Sordariomycetes; Hypocreales; Nectriaceae. The transcript is spliced from 3 exons. Gene Ontology annotation, biological process: positive regulation of protein catabolic process.
AUGGCGCCAAUGAAUAAUCAGAAUUUGAAUUACAGUAGUAAUUACGGCGAGGCCGCUGCCCAGAAGGUCAACGUCCUUGCCUCUUGCUACCUCGUCGACUCUGCCGCCAACCUCAAGGGCCUCCACUACUGCACUACCGGGGGGCCGAGUGGUAUUCCUGAGGUCCCUUCCUCAGGACUACCCUCCCCUCCAACAAGCCCCCCCCUCGCCGCACUAACCUCGUCUAACGAGCUCGCCCUUCUGCCCAAGAGCAAGAAGCGCGAGAUCCCAGGCCGGCGCCUGGGUCGACGAGGGGGGGCAGCACUUUCGAUCAGGGAAGAAUGUGAGAGAUUCUUUUGCGAGUCCAUGAAGACGAUUUUCCACGGUGAGAGGAAUUCGUCCAUGAAUGGCUCCGGCCUGUCUGGUGCUUUUUUACCAACGCCGCCGUCCGAUGACCGGCUCCCUGAACACUUCAAGCCUGUUUCUGAUGACAAGCUACCUGCCUACAAUGUUACCGCUUGGCUGGAGAUGUGGGACUAUGCUGGUGGAGCGAGCUUCCGUGCCUUUGUUGCUGACGACGGAGAGGAGAAAUCUCUCUUUGUCUUCUUCGAUAUCGAAGGCGUACUUGGCCGAGACCUGAAAAAGGCUCUGAUGGCACUUAUCGAACUGGCUGACGGUCCUCUGGACUGUGCACAUAUCGUCACUUGCAUAGAUAGACGCAUCCCUGCUGACGACGUCCACUCUUUGACAAAGAGUCUACAGUGGGUUGGCUUCGACAUGGUUACUCUAGACCACUGGGCUCAAGGUCUCGAUGUCACGAGCAAGAAGUGGAUGCUGAUGGGUAUGGAGCUAUAG